CGCACUUCCCUGUUGGCACAGCGUGGAGGACGGCAGGCACCGAGCUGGACGCUGACUGAACUCUUACUGCACUCUCAUUCAGGAGCAGAAGAAUGCUGUACACUGAGUUACUACAGUUGUGGGAUGAGUCGGUGCAGGCCGUGGAUGCCAGGGACUGGCAAGGAGCUCUGAACAAACUGGGGCAGAUUAGUGAACCGACGUCUCGCACUCUGUUCAACACUGCCUCGGCUCACCUGGCUCUGGGAGAGCUGGACCUGGCCCUCAAGGCUUUAGACCUCACCAUCGCCAGGGAUGAACGUCUUGCUGUUGGCUUCUUCCAGAGAGCAGCAGUGAUGAUGCAGAUUGACAGGUUGGAGGAGGCUCUGUCCGACUGUAUCUGGGCACAGAAGUAUUUAAGAGGAAACAUGGUCAUUGACUACAAACAGCUGGGCCUGCGAUUCAAGCUCUACAGCUGGCAGGCUUUGUAUAACGCAGCAGCUGUGUACUGUCGGAUGGGCGAGUGGGAGCGGGCCAGGGAGGUCCUGAUGUCAGCGUCUCAGGAGAGAGGAGGAGGUCGAGGGGGAAACAUAGAGGCGGCUCUGGACAGUGUCGUGAGAAAGGAGGUCCUGGCUCCUCUCCUGGUGCCUGAGGGUGUGGUGUUUCGUCCCAGGAGGCAGGAUGUGGAGCAGCUGCAGCAAAGAGACUUCUUGGGCAAAGCAAAGGUGAUUUCCUCCAUGAUUCCCAAUGAUGAUUUUGGAGGCUUUGAACCUCUGAGGCUGCAGCAACCUGGUUUCUAUGAGCCCAAGGUGGAUGGAGCUCAGGAUUCUCGAUACAUGCGCAUGCGGGUCCCUUACAUGGCUCGGAGCCCAGGACAGCUGACUGUGCCGGGAGGGGCCAUGGUGUUUUUAUUCGGUGAGGAGGACAGGGACGGGAUGGCAGCUGUCAUAUAUGAUGGGCAGAGAGGACUUCUGCCAAUGUCCCUGCUUGAUCCUGCAGAUGUGAAGACGUCCAAAGGCAAAAAGGACAAUAGAUAUCCCAGUGGUAUUCCCCUCCCACCAGGACUCAAGCCACCCACCCGUCCUCAGGCCGGGCCCAGCCCUGCAGCUCCACCUGGGGCCCGUACCUCAGACACUCCACCUCCAUCCUACACCACUGCCACCCACGCACCGCUGCCAGCCUCAGAGCCUCCCAAGUACACAGCCAACGCAGCCAGCAACCAGCGCACCAGCUCAGCUCAGGCAGGAGACGUGGGCUCUGUGGUGGUGAAGGUCCACUACACGUACACUGUGGCUCUGUCUGUCCCUCUGGACACUCCGUACCAUGAAGUGAAGGAACAAAUCGCACAGAAAUUGGGCCAGCCUGCAUCUCAGCUGCGCCUCAGACAUAAGCAGCAUGGCUCCCGGGUGCUGAUUCCACUGGGUGGGGAGGUGGAGCCAGGCUGCACCAUGCAAGAAGUGGCUGAGGCCGGCAGAGCCACCCUAUGGUGCCAGAUAGAAGACCCCUUGGCCAACCGUAACAUCCUCUACCAAAUGGUGGCGCUCUAUGACUACACUGCACAGGGCCCAGAGGACUUGGAGUUCAGUGAAGGAGACACCAUUGACAUCCUGGGUCAAGUUAAUGAGGAAUGGCUGGAGGGGCACUGUGCAGGAAACAUCGGCAUCUUCCCCAGCUGCUUUGCCUACAGGGAGAACGCCAACAUUACCCAGAGCUCUGAGUUAUAAAAGCUGACAAGUUACUGUGCAGUCAUCUCCAAUAAACCUUAAAAAUGUU
Messenger RNA from Seriola dumerili (greater amberjack), 1749 nucleotides. RefSeq names its product neutrophil cytosol factor 2-like (gene noxa1). Bases 93 to 1700 code for a protein of 535 amino acids. Gene Ontology annotation, biological process: superoxide anion generation. The transcript has 16 exons. Gene Ontology annotation, molecular function: protein binding; superoxide-generating NADPH oxidase activator activity. NCBI's taxonomy places the organism in Eukaryota, Metazoa, Chordata, Actinopteri, Carangiformes, Carangidae. The record is from RefSeq and is a predicted model, not a curated record.